Messenger RNA from Triticum turgidum subsp. durum (durum wheat), 432 nucleotides. Lineage: Eukaryota; Viridiplantae; Streptophyta; Magnoliopsida; Poales; Poaceae. The record is from the annotation of a GenBank genome assembly.
AUGGGGAAGCCGCGGGCGGUGCUGGCCCUGGCUGCGGCGGCGGCGGCAUUGCUCCUCUCCUUCUUGGCCGCCGCCGUAGGGGGGCAGGGCGCCGGGAGGAUCCAAGGUAUGGGUGGAUGCGCGAUGCACCUGAUUGGUCUGAGAAAUCCGUGGUUUCCAUUGAUGUCCUCUGGCCAACAGAGUAUAGGAAGUGCUGAUGAUGACUCUGCCAGGGGGCUCAAGGUGUAUAUGUAUAUCUAUGGUCUCCCUGAAAAAUACAACAAGCCGCUGAAGAAGGAACCUAGGUGCCUGAACUACAUGUUCGCCAUGGAGAUCUUCAUGGAACAGUUUCUGUUGCCGAGUGUGAUCCAGAUUUUAAUCCCGAGGAUGCAAUUUGGUUGUAUACAUGCUAUUCAGAUGUGCAGCGCAAUUGAGCAGAUUACGACGAAAUGA